Micromonas pusilla CCMP1545 is the source of this 336-nucleotide messenger RNA. RefSeq lists its product as uncharacterized. NCBI's taxonomy places the organism in Eukaryota, Viridiplantae, Chlorophyta, Mamiellophyceae, Mamiellales, Mamiellaceae. The record is from RefSeq and is a predicted model, not a curated record. Gene Ontology annotation, molecular function: peptidyl-prolyl cis-trans isomerase activity. Gene Ontology annotation, cellular component: cytoplasm. Gene Ontology annotation, biological process: protein peptidyl-prolyl isomerization. The transcript is spliced from 2 exons. Bases 1 to 336 code for a protein of 111 amino acids.
AUGGGAGUCGAGAUCGCGACCACGACGCACGGGGACGGCGUCACGUUCCCCAAGACCGGGCAGACCGUCACCGCGCACUACGUCGGCGCGUUACCGCAGACCCGCCGCGAUCCCGAGUUCGACAGCUCGCGCAAGCGCGGCCGCCCGUUCCAGUUCACGAUCGGCGUCGGGCAGGUCAUCAGAGGCUGGGACGAGGGCAUGAUGCAAAUGUCCGUCGGCGAGAAAGCGACGCUCACGUGCACGCCCGACUACGGCUACGGACCGAACGGGAUGCCGCCGGUGAUUCCUCCGAACAGCACGCUCGUGUUCGACGUCGAGCUCAUCAGCGUGCAGUGA